This is a messenger RNA of Exophiala aquamarina CBS 119918, 1002 nucleotides long. RefSeq lists its product as uncharacterized. Bases 1 to 1002 code for a protein of 333 amino acids. NCBI's taxonomy places the organism in Eukaryota, Fungi, Ascomycota, Eurotiomycetes, Chaetothyriales, Herpotrichiellaceae. The transcript has a single exon. The record is from RefSeq and is a predicted model, not a curated record. Gene Ontology annotation, cellular component: membrane.
AUGAGGAUUCAGUGUGAGGCGUCCGACGCGCCCGACGCCCUCUGGGUAUAUUGCCCUUCAUUCGCCGCAGCCAUCUUAUUCUCCAUCUUGUUUGGCUCAACCACACUCGCACAUACCGUACAAGCAGUCAUAUACCGUAAACGUUUCGCGUUCGUGUUGAUCAUGGGCGGCAUGUGGGAGUGUGGAGGCUACAUCACUCGCACGCUCUCCGUAAUUGAUCAGAAAAAUACGGCCAUAUACACCGUGCAACAGCUACUCAUCCUCCUUGCGCCUCUUUGGAUUAAUGCAUACAUUUACAUGCUGCUGGGCCGCAUGAUCCACUUCUUCCUGGUAGACGACCGCGUCUUCGGUCUCCGCGCACGCAAAAUCACAAAGUGCUUUGUGUGGUUCGAUGUCAUCGCAUUCCUCGUUCAAGCCACUGGUGGCAUGAUGGCGACACCUGAUGCCUCGGCGAAGACACAGAAGCUUGGCCUGGACAUCUACACCGCUGGUGUUGGCCUGCAGCUGUUUUUCCUGUCCAUUUUUACCUCUCUGGCGGUGGGUUUUCAGCGAAGACUUAAGCAGCAGUCUCAAUCUCCCGUGGCCAACGACUCUGGCUCCGACUACGACCCGGAAUCUUAUCUUCAACCACGGUCCGGACCUCACACACCCAGUCCCGCGCUGGCCAGGCGUCUGUUGAUCCUACUGUACAUCGUCAUGGUGCUGGUCAUCAUCCGAAACAUUUAUCGCCUCGUUGAAUUCGCGACCGGUGUCGAUUCUCCUAUAGUCAAGCACGAAUGGUUUAGUUACGUGUGGGACGCAGCCCCAAUGUUCAUCGCUAUGAUCGUGUUGAACAUUGAAUACCCUGGCAAGGUCUUGCAGGGUCCCAGAGCCGAUUUCAGGCAGGAAGACAGGGACAUCAAGAUGGCCAAGAAAGAAAAGAAGGCCGAGAAGAAGAGGCAGAAGCAGGAGCGAAAACACGGACAUCAUGCGAAAUAUACCGGUUUGGAGGACCAAGCUUGA